GUGAGAAUUUAGUCAUCACUUCUGAUAGGACAAAAUAAAAGAGCUGCCAGCUGCUCCUGGUGGGACUGAAACCGAUGGAGGCUGAUUAGAUAAUUACCCUCAGGCUGCUCUAAUGAGGCUGAUUGCAUGAAGCCUUAAACUCUCCUCCUCUGCUCCUCACCUCAUCCUGUCUUUGCUGCCUCAUCGAUCCGAGAGGAGCUCUUGUAGAUUUGAGUCACAUUCAUGGAGCCCUUGUGUUUUGGGGUGAACCUCCUGGUCGGACUCUUUUUGUCAGGAAUCUGCGCUUUCGCCUUUCCUCCAACACACUUCUCACAGCAUGCCUCGUUCCAGACAGCCCUUCAGUCCAAACCCUCUGAGCAGCAGAAGCAGCAGGUGAACACCGUGAGCGUCGCCUGCCAUCCAGACUCUCUGGAGAUCACCAUCAAAGCCGACAUGUUUGCGGUUGGCGCUCCAGUCAACAGGGAGGAGCUGCGUCUGGGAGUGGAUCACAGUGAUUCCUGCAGAGCUGCAGCUUCUUCAGAGGAUGAGUACAGGAUCGUAGUUGGACUGGUGGACUGCGGCACCAAACACUGGAUGACUGAAGACUCCCUGGUCUACACAAACCUCCUCAUUUACUCCCCUGAGGCCUCCCCUAAUGGUCUGAUUCGGAUGGACGAGGCUGUAGUUCCCAUCGAGUGUCAUUAUGGAAGGAAGUACAGUUUGUCCAGCUCUUCGCUCAUGCCGACCUGGAUCCCCUUCACGUCCACGCAGGCUGCCGUGGAAACGUUGGCAUUCAACUUGAGACUGAUGACGAAUGACUGGAUGCAUGAAAGAAGCGCCAACAUGUUCCACCUCGGUGAGCCCAUCAGCAUCGAGGCCUCGGUCCGGGUUGGACAUCACAUGGGGCUCAGGGUGUUCAUCAGCAGCUGUGUGGCAACGCUUCAGCCGGACAUUUACUCUGAGCCCAAAUACAUCUUUGUGGAAAAUGGGUGUCUACUUGACUCCCAGCUUCCAGGUUCAAAGGCUCACUUCUUAACCAGGACACAGGACGAUAAACUCCAGUUGGUCAUCGAUGCCUUCAAGUUCCACAAUGAUGACAGAGGAGAGCUCUACAUCACGUGUCACCUGAACGCUGUUCCAGUGAACGAUGCAGAAGCCCCGAAUAAGGCGUGCACUUCUGUAAAUGGAAGGUGGCGGUCAGCUGAUGGGAAUGACUACCUGUGUGGAUACUGUCAGAGUGAAGCUGGCCAGCUACACAGCAAAGCCAGCAAGUUUGACCCUCGUGGGUUCGGGAAGCCGGCAGAGCCUGAACCCUUGUUUAGAAGUGGACUGAGGACUAAUCAGGUGUGGGAUCAUGAGAAGAGAGUGGGUCCUGUGAUGGUUCUGCCGUCACUGAAAAGUGGGCCUCUACCGAUGGAAGAGCUUCCUCUGGUUCUAAGUAAAAUCGGCAGAACUGCACUGUACGGCAGCCAGUGGAGAAGUGGAAUAAGCCGACCUGAUGUGGAGAAGGUACUGCUCACUCCUCCACCAGACUUGGAGGAGGAAGAAGAGGUGGAGGAGGAAGAAGAUGACAAAAAUGACACGGACAAAGAUGCUGUACCUCUAGAAAAAGCUUCCCCAGACUUCAAGGCGAAAUCGUUGCCGGUGGAACUGGACCUGAACGCCACUGAAGCUCCCAGUGACGUCAGCUUCACCUCCCCGUACGAAGUGAAGGAGACUCUACUGUCAAACACAACUGCUGCACAACCUGACCCAGAGAUAACAGACCCAAAGAAAUAAAUGCUUCUGAAUACAUUUUA
Messenger RNA from Acanthochromis polyacanthus (spiny chromis), 1778 nucleotides. Its product is annotated as zona pellucida sperm-binding protein 3-like. Gene Ontology annotation, biological process: egg coat formation; positive regulation of acrosome reaction; binding of sperm to zona pellucida. Gene Ontology annotation, cellular component: extracellular matrix. NCBI's taxonomy places the organism in Eukaryota, Metazoa, Chordata, Actinopteri, Pomacentridae. The coding region runs from base 223 to 1758 and encodes 511 amino acids. The transcript is spliced from 10 exons. Gene Ontology annotation, molecular function: acrosin binding. The record is from RefSeq and is a predicted model, not a curated record.